Molecule: messenger RNA, 1986 nt
Organism: Taeniopygia guttata (zebra finch)
Lineage: Eukaryota; Metazoa; Chordata; Aves; Passeriformes; Estrildidae
Gene: SLC25A21
Product: solute carrier family 25 member 21
Biological process (GO): transmembrane transport
Source: RefSeq, a predicted model, not a curated record
CCAGCCUGGGCGAUCGCAGCGCCGGCCGUCCCGGCUGUGCCCUAAGAGAGAGAGGCUGCCGCUUUCCGGCUGGAAGCGGCGGCCCGUAGCCGCGAGCCCGUGCAGUGCCCGGGGCCGCCCUCUGCCCGGGGCCGGCUGCCAAAGGCCGCCGCGGGGCCGCAGCCCGGCGCCCCCGCCCCCGGCGUUCGCGGCUCCCCCUCCCGCCCGCAGAUAACCGCGGCCCCUCAGGCUCUUCCCCUCCCGCCCAGCGCGGAAUCGGGCCCGUCUCGCAGCCGCUCUCCCGGCGCCAGCUCCCUCUCGUCGCCGCCGCGGCGCGGGUAAGGAUGGCUCGGCAGCCCCGGGGCUUUCUGCAGGAGGCCUCUCACCAAGUCGUCGCCGGAGGCUCGGCGGGUCUUGUAGAAAUUUGCCUGAUGCAUCCCCUUGAUGUAGUGAAAACAAGGUUCCAAAUUCAAAGAGGGAAAACUGAUCCAACCAGUUACAAGAGCCUGGGGGACUGUUUUAGGACUAUUUUCCAACGAGAAGGAUUAUUUGGCUUCUACAAAGGAAUACUUCCUCCUGUCUUGGCUGAGACACCCAAAAGGGCAGUGAAGUUUUUUACCUUUGAACAAUACAAGAAGCUACUGGGAUAUGCAUCAUUGCCACCAGGACUGGCAUUUGCAGUUGCUGGCUUGGGAUCUGGGUUGACAGAGGCAGUUGUGGUUAACCCAUUUGAAGUAGUGAAGGUUACCUUACAGACCAAUCAGAACGCCUUCACAGAGCAACCAUCUAGCUUUGUUCAAGCUCAGCAGAUCAUUAAAAGCGGUGGUCUGGGCUUCCAAGGACUCAACAAAGGCCUUACUGCAACACUGGGCCGUCACGGAGUUUUUAACAUGGUUUACUUUGGAUUCUACUUCAAUGUGAAAAACAUUCUUCCAGUCAAUAACGAUCCAAAUUUGGAGUUUUUGAGGAAAUUUGGAAUUGGGCUAGUCUCAGGAACAAUAGCCUCAAUUAUUAACAUUCCUUUUGAUGUUGCAAAAAGUAGGAUUCAAGGACCACAGCCAGUUCCUGGAGAGAUCAAGUACAGAACCUGUUUUAAAACUAUGGCAACAGUCUAUAAAGAGGAAGGAUUUCUGGCUCUGUACAAAGGCUUGCUUCCCAAGAUCAUGAGGCUCGGUCCAGGUGGCGCAGUGAUGCUUUUGGUUUAUGAAUACGUUUAUGCAUGGCUUCAGGACACAGUUAAUCACAAGUAGCACUUCUGAAAAGUGUACUCUUUAAAAUUAUAUGCAUUCUAAAAUACACUGUAAUAAAGGAAAAGUGAUUCUUAUCCUUUAUAGUGUUGAAUACCCUCAGAUUGCACUGAUGUUCAUACAGUUCCAAACAAAUAUGGUCUCUAGGUCCUGAUCCAAGAAAACAUUUAAGUACAUGCUUUUCUGUAAGUGCAUAAUUAAAUAGCACUUGACAUUUGUAAUUGUUUUGCUGGACCAAGAGAAAAUAUAAAGCAGACUUAAGACUGUGAGUUUUUAAAGGACAAACUGAAAUUUCUUAACACAGAAUCAUCCUAUGUAAUCAUAUACUUUUUUAAGUUUUCAGUUUCUGCUGAAAUGGCAAGAUAAAAACUUUCAGGGUAUUUUAAGAAAAAAAGGAAUAACCCUGGGGGGGACAGAUACUAAGCUAAUGUAAACUGACAGCUCCAUUGACUCCACAUUAAGAAAAUAUCCAUAUUCUACAACUCUUCAGUCAGUCUUGGGUCCAGUUUCAAUUCAGCCCAGUAUGAUUUUGGCAUUUUCAAGUUCUUGGGAGUUCGGCUAGAAAAGCAAGUAGCCACAACCUUAAAAACAUGCAUACUGCUAAAUAUCCUACUUGUUCUUAGCCAUAUAUAUUAUAUAAAUCUUGUUCAGAUCAAAGAAGAUACUGAAGGUAAUUAGUAUGUACCAAGUUGCAUAAAAAAAGCAAACCAACAUGGGAUUCAUAGAAGAAAUGAGUAAAUAAAUUAACAGUAAAAAGUAA